AUGGAAAAUCACUUCACAACAAAGAGGAACACAUUCCUCACACCAAUGGCUACAUACAAUCAAACAUUUGUGUGCACCAUCUGCGAAACCAAAAGAGUGUUAGAGUCCUUGCAAGGCCUCAGAAGACAUUAUACAAAAAAACAUCCAAACGAAAUGGGGGAGUAUGAGAAACUUCUAAAAAGAAGACCUGCUAUGUUUGAUGGCCCUUCUUCUGCAAGCACUGCCACUGCCACUACCACUGCCACUACCAACCUGAACAAUGACUAUGAUGAGACCACUGACAACGAAGACACAGACACCAGAGUAGAAUAUGAUAGCCAGGAUCAUAUCGCUAGAAUGACAGCAGAAAUGAGAACCUUCCAAUCUCUUUCUCAUGCCAUGAAUGCCUACUCGAACGAAGACAGCAGCAGACAGACAUCAUACUGGCCUAAUGACUUUGCUGACAUUUUUACUGGACCCACCCGUCCAUUUAAAUCGAAAGUAGAGUUUAUCUUACAUGCUCUCUUCUACGGCAAUGAAGAUCUUGCCUCAGAAAGAUCUAUCAAGAAGAUCAUGUUUGCCAUGAAGAUGGUCUUGGACAUCUGUGAAGAAUCUGGAGUAGCACUGGAUUUUCUGAUACCAAAUGCUGUGAUUAACUAUCACAAGCAGAAAAAGAACCAGAUCUCUGUUUUUCCUACUGCCAGUUUCGAUGUUGUGAACCAAGACAAUGAACAACAUGUACUUUGGAUGAACAAACCAUCCGAUUACAUCAAGUUUACCAUGACAUGCCCCGGAAAAUCAUCUCAAAUCUUGGCCCUUCCUGACUUCAUGGAAAACCAGCGGUUGAAUCUCAACCAAGGCGAAAAGUGGAAGAAGAACCCAUUGCUCCAGCACCCAAUGAUCACUUCAAACGGAAUGGACUACUGGGUGGGUAAUGUUGUCGAAGUUUAUGGUGGCCACGAUCCUCGGCUGAAUCAUCCUGAUGAUACUCACUUCCUGCGGUUUGGAAACUCUACGAACUUUGCUGUCUCUACCCUGAAGUAUACCAUUGAAGUUCAUAGGAUUAUGUCUACUGUUCAAAAAGACAGCAAUCUUUUCCUUGGACGUGGUUUCUCUGUUUCUUAUUGCCCUGCCAAAAUUGUCACCUAUGCUCUUACUGGUGUUCAAUCUGACUUGUGGCUCAACAAAUCCCGUGUUGAAGAAUUGAAGAGAAGACUUCCAGACUCUGGUUCGAUGAAAGUGGUUGUCUGCCCACUUAAUCUCUAUUCCGAUGAUACCUCUGAAAAUGCUCUUUUCAUUUGUACCUCGAAUCAUACACUGAAUGCCAUUGAGAUGUUGCCCCCUAUUGUCAAUGACCUCGUUAGGCUGGAGAAAGGUAUUGAGAUGUAUUCUGAGGAUCAUAGUGAAGGAGUUCUUGUUGUUGCGCCCCUGUUGCUCUUUAUGGGUGACAACCCUUGUCAAUCUCAGCUUGCCAUGCAUAAGGGAACAUCUGCCAAGAAGUUUUGCCAAAAAUGCCUCAUACCUUUGCCUCGUAUUGAACAGGGUUCCAUCCCUGACACUCCGCCAUAUUCUCCAGUUGACCACCAUGGGUCAGAAGAAAGAACGAGAGAUUUCUUGUGCACCUUUGCCAAUGCCAAUUCCCAGUCAGAGCUAUAUCUCAAUGGGUGCAAAUUGAGUUAUAUCAAGAAUGGAAGUGAGGAAUUUCUUAGACUCGAAGCCUUUGACCCUACCAAAGACAUGCCUGUCAAAAUUCUCCACAUUAUUCCUCUUGGCCUGACGAAAUACUUGAUGACUUUUCUCUGGAAACAGAAGAUGCUGACUACAAGUGAAAAGGGGAGACUCCAGGAAGCUCUAAACUCUUACAAGACUUUCCUGCCUGGAAUUAUGAGCAAGCUCUUUAGUGACAAACCAUUGGCAAGUUUGUUCAUUAAAGCCUUGCAUGCAUUAGGCCGCCUGUCGUCUUUGGUGUACAUGCGUGGAGUUGACCGGUGCUUUGACUACUAUAUUGCCCAGAUAAAACAUGCUGUCACUGAUGUAACAGAUCUGCUUUUUCAACUGGAUGUCCAGAUUCACCAAAAAGGAUUUUCUAAGCUAGACUUCACGUUCAAGCCAAAGUUCUCACGAAUUCUUUCGUCUAUAUUAUAUUUUGCUUUAUUUUCUCCCCACAACACUGACGACAUUGUUUGUUUUGAUUCCGUGCUGCAAUACAAAACUGAAAACGGUGAACAGUUCAAUAAGUUCAUCUGCGAACAUUUAUUCAAGACCAACCACCAUUUCACCUCUCGAGACGUCGCUACAAGAUUCGGCAAGCAAUUCAUCUGUUGGCAUCUUUGUAAUGGAGGAUCGUAUGUUGUAGAGAAACCAGCUGGUAAUGGAACAAGAUCUGUGAGAAGUUCAAUUGGUGAUUUUGUCAAGCUGGCCCCUGUCAAUUUCCCAGGCUUUAAUCUCCAUUUCUUUGGUUCUCGUGUCAACAGUGACAAUUCUGGGUUGUUGACUCCCACUUUGUGCAAUACACUUGCAGGUGUUUUUCAAUCAAAUGGUCAAUUAUUCCUUGGUCAGGUAAAGAUCGUUCAAGCAAGAGACUCUGCAGACAGAAUGAGGAAGACGUUCUUUAUGCAAAAGUACCAAAUUGUUCCGAACAGCAAUGUAAAUUGCAUCUAUACCCCAGCCGUGAUAAUGGACAAUUACAACAACAUUGUGAUUCUGCCCCUUGGAGGCCUGGUUGAAGUCAACAAAGAUGACAUCAACAUCGUUCAGGCUGUUGAUAUUCACUUGUCCAUUGGGUCUUCCAAUAACCAAAAGUUCCUCAACGUUGCAAAAUUCGGCAUGUUCUGGUGGAUGUUGAUGAACAUUGCAAAAAUCUAUUAA
Messenger RNA from Phycomyces blakesleeanus NRRL 1555(-), 2847 nucleotides. RefSeq lists its product as hypothetical. The record is from RefSeq and is a predicted model, not a curated record. Bases 1 to 2847 code for a protein of 948 amino acids. NCBI's taxonomy places the organism in Eukaryota, Fungi, Mucoromycota, Mucoromycetes, Mucorales, Phycomycetaceae. The transcript is spliced from 7 exons.